UAAACAUAUGCACGCGUGACAAACCGUACCUGUCUGUAAAAAGAACCAGUGGAGCAGAAACAUCAGGGAAGAACAGACACGAUCAUCCGGCAACGAAGAGGAAAGAACACCACUAUUUUGUAGUUUAAGCCACCAUGGGUUGCGGUGGUAGCAGACAGACGCGAACGGUUGAGCCAAGUCCACAGCCAGUUCAGACAACAGCUCAAUCGACGGCUAACCCCGGAGUGGGAUCAAGCGCUUCGCCGAAUGUCGAUCAUCAAAAACCAGCGCAGAUCGAAAGCACAGCAGUGGAGAACGUUCAAGAGAAGGACAGUCAGGCCGAUGAACCCAGAACAGAUCAAGAUGCCGCGGUAGAUCAACCACAAAGCUCUGCCCCUGAGAAAGCAAACGAGACCGAACCUCGAGAGGAUCCUCUGGGCGCUGAAUCGAGAGAAGUACUGCGGGAAAUCCCUUUAGAUCACGACGAAGAACCAGCUAAUCAAGCUGAAGAGGAGACGAGUAAGGACGAAGGAGUCGUACAGGAAAGCCAAGCCGUGGAUGAAAGCACGGCUCCUAAAGACGAAGGUGAUCAGCAAGUGAAGGAAAGUGAAGAGGAAGCGGGGACAUCAGAGCAAGCCCCACCAGCGGAAACUAGCGGUGAAGAUAAAACUGAUGGAGAACACGCAGGAGAACAGAGUGAAGCCGAAAAGCCAGCAGAAGAAAGCGCAGUAGGUGAAGGCGAAACAGAAGCGCAAAAAGAAAGUGAACAGACUGCGCAAGUGGAAGAAGAGAAACCAUCCGAAGGAGAAAACGCGGAGGAAACGCAACCUGCACCCGAAGAAUCGAAACCCGCAGAUGAAGAUGCACCACCCGCGGACAGUGAAUCGCAACCGGCGGCUGAGGAAUCGAAUCCUGCGGCCGAGGAACCACAAGCUGAAGAACCGUCAGGAGAAGGAGAAGGACAAAAGAGUGAAGACGUCCAGCCUCAGGAAGAAACACCAGCGAGUGAAGACAGUUGAGAAAUUUUUAGCCCGGUUAAAACUACCAUUGUUCACAGUUCCAUUUUUACCACUUGAGUUUUGUUUUUUGUAUGUAUGUACACAUUCAUUUAGAGAUACAGGCACAAUCUAGAAGUCUGAUAAAUCUGAAUAAUUCAUCAGUCAAGAGUCAAAUUGGAGAAGGGGGAAGUUUACAUUUAAAAGGAGCUUAUUAGAAACGAUCAAGUUAGUAUUUAGACUAAAGGCAUUUUCCUACAAAAAUCGACUGCUUGCAGUCUAAGGCGGAAAGCGCGGGAAAAUUCAUACUCGCCAAAUCAUGAAUUACUUUGAUUUCGCAUCUGAUUGGCUAAGAAGGCAACAUCUUCGUUCUGAUUGGCUAGUCAAAGCACGAUGCACGACCCAACUUAUCAAACAGGAUUUCUUUAGACAGCCACUGUAUAUAAAACGAUCCAAUAUCCCGCUUACAGUUUAUUAGAGAAGCAAAGUACUGUAUUAUAAUUAAUGAAUUAGAGAGUAUUUUCUAAUUGUCAAGAAAACCCGCUACGAGGAUUGCCUAUUCCAACUUGUUACAGGCAUUCGGUAAGUCGGAGAGCAGCGCGAAUUCGGUAUUUCUUUUUUUCGCUAUUUCUAUUAUUCUUUAAGCAACCCACGCCUGGAACAGGCUAACAAAAAGAGAGUUGAUCACUCAAAGAGAUAGAUAGAAAAAGGACAACUAAACUUUUCAUUUUUUCAUAGCGCGAUAAUUUUAUUUCUCUCUUGUGUGAAAAGUGUAGUUUAUAAAUCCCAAGAAAUCGUUUCAACAGAAAACAUUUAAAAGAUUACUAGGAUCAGGGCGGUGUAUGAUAUAACUUUAAAGUGUGAUUAGUAAAAAACGCUAGUUAAUUAAUUUUUCAAUUUCAGCCAGAUUAUAGUUAUUUUAUAUAAUUUCAGAUUUUAAGUGGCCCAUACGUAUAGCAAAAUUAGUAUUUGAUGAUAUUUUGAGAAACAGAAACUUUCAAUGGAAGAAUACAAAGAUGCAAUGUUAUUUCUGAAUCAAAACGUCUCAAUUUCAAAUAAAAUAACUUAACCCAGUGGA
Molecule: messenger RNA, 2052 nt
Organism: Orbicella faveolata
Lineage: Eukaryota; Metazoa; Cnidaria; Anthozoa; Scleractinia; Merulinidae
Source: RefSeq, a predicted model, not a curated record